AUGGGACGUGACAAGCAAUUAAGAAGUGAAAAGAGUAAGCAAUCAGUCACAAUGGAUUUAGGAUUUUUCAGGACUUCACUAAAGUUGACAAGGUUUCUUGGAAUUUGGGUUAAAAAGGACGAUCCUGUGUACUAUCUAGCAUAUUCCAUUUUUAUGCAGUUUGUAUUCGUCUAUGCAUUUACAUUUAUGAUGGGCAUGUAUAUUGUCAAUGUAUCAGACAUUAUCGAUUUUGCAGACCAGUCAUCGUCAUUCUGUACCUACAUAGUUUGUAGUGUCAAGUGUAUCAACAUUUUCUUUCAAAUUGAUAAAUUGGAAGCAAACUUUCGAGAAUUAAAGCAAUGCAUUGAGGACUAUGAAACUCCCGAAUUAUACACGAAACACGUCAGCAAGGCAAACAAGCUUCUAAAAAUGUAUUGGGCAGCGACAUUUUCUACUGUAUUUUAUGCAGGCUUUAUUCCAUUCUUCUCUGAUCGUUUGGCAUAUCCAAUGUGGUUCCCAUAUAGCUUAGAAAAUCCUACACUAUACUACAUAUCAGCAUUUUACCAAUGGAUUGGAACUAUUUUAUAUUCGACGGCUAAUGUAAUGAUGGAUUCAUUGCCUGUACUAUUUAUUGCAUAUUUUAUUGCCUUGUUUGAGAAUAUUGCUGACAGACUAGCAGCUAUAAAGAGGCAGGGAGUGAUUAAAGGCAAGAAGAAAUUUGACAACAGAAAGGAACUAAUUAAAUGUGUAAAAUACCAGCUUAAAGUAAUAGAACUCGUCCGUAAAACUGAGAACAUCUUUUCCGUCGUGAUUUUCAUUCAAGGCUUAUUCUCAUCUGUAAUUUUAUGCACAACUAGCUUUGCAUUAACCAUGCUUGUUUUUCCUACAGAUGUUAAUUUGAUGAUUAAAUUUACAACCUAUAUGAUGGCAAUGGUUUCUCAAAUCUUCAUACCUUGCUAUUAUGGAACUGAAUUGAAACUAGCAUACGAGAGAAUUUCGGACGCCUUAUUUCAUUCUGAGUGGAUGUACGAAGACAAGGAAUCAAGGAAAAUUAUAUCUUUCAUCAUAGAACAUUCAAAAGAACCGAUGAAGAUUGUCGCAUUUGGAAUAGUAAAGAUUGAUUUGGCUAAUUUUGGAACAAUCUGUAACUCAGCUUAUUCGCUGUUUAGUGUUUUUAAAAGAACUAAUUAA
Chironomus riparius is the source of this 1170-nucleotide messenger RNA. The record is from the annotation of a GenBank genome assembly. Lineage: Eukaryota; Metazoa; Arthropoda; Insecta; Diptera; Chironomidae.